Salmo salar (Atlantic salmon) is the source of this 5852-nucleotide messenger RNA. The record is from RefSeq and is a predicted model, not a curated record. Lineage: Eukaryota; Metazoa; Chordata; Actinopteri; Salmoniformes; Salmonidae.
GUUACGUAACGCGUCGUUCCUCGCUAGCUACGUUCGGAAUGUCCUCUUCUCGCUUCGUUAGCCAGAGAGCUAUUUGGUUAGCUAGAUAUUUUGUUAGCUUAUAUAUUGGACACCUUGUACGGGAUAUAUGGACGUGAUGGAUUGAUAUAACAGGCAAAAACAAUCUGGCAGUAGCAUCAACAUCUUUUUAAGUGCAACUAUGUUCGGUCGGUCACGGAGUUGGGGGGGAGGGCAGGGGAAAACAAAAAAUAUUCAUUCCCUGGACCAUCUCAAGUAUAUGUACCAUGUCCUAACUAGGAACACGACAGUAACAGACAGCAACAGGAACUUGCUGGUGGAGACCAUCCGCUCCAUCACUGAGAUACUCAUCUGGGGAGACCAGAACGACAGCUCCGUCUUCGACUUCUUCCUGGAGAAGAAUAUGUUUGCGUUCUUCCUGAAUAUCCUCCGUCAGAAGUCCGGUCGUUACGUCUGUGUCCAGCUGCUCCAGACACUCAACAUCCUGUUUGAAAAUAUCAGCCACGAGACGUCGCUCUAUUACCUGCUGUCCAACAACCACGUCAACUCCAUCAUCGUUCACAAGUUUGACUUCUCAGACGAGGAGAUCAUGGCCUACUAUAUCUCCUUCCUGAAGACCCUGUCACUCAAACUGAACAAUCACACCGUACACUUCUUCUAUAACGAGCACACUAAUGAUUUUGCCCUGUACACCGAGGCCAUUAAGUUCUUCAACCACCCAGAGAGCAUGGUCCGUGUCGCAGUCAGAACCAUCACACUGAACGUCUACAAGGUGGACAACCAGCACAUGCUGCACUACAUUCGAGACAAGACAGCGGUCCCCUACUUCAGUAACCUGGUCUGGUUCAUCGGCUCCCACGUCAUCGAGCUGGACAAGUGUGUUCAGACGGACCAAGAGCAUCGUAACAGGGGGAAGCUGAGUGACUUGGUAGCAGAGCAUCUGGAUCAUCUCCACUACCUGAACGAUAUCCUGACUAUCAACUGCGAGUUCCUCAACGACGUCCUGACAGACCACCUCCUCAACCGUCUCUUCCUGCCUCUCUACGUCUUCUCUCUGGUCUGCCCUGAACAGUCUGAAGAUCGUAAGAUCAACCCUCAGGUGUCCCUUAACCUACUGUCACAGGUGUUUCUCAUCAUCCACUACCAGCCGCUGGUCAACUCUCUGGCUGAAGUCAUCUUCAAUGGAGACCUGUCUGUCUUCACACAACACAAGAACACGGUCAGUGCAGGCGUCCGUCGCUUCACCAAGCCUCCUGAGUCUCUGGAGCGGUCUCUGGAGCUGUCCUGCAAUCGGGGGCGCAAGCGAGCCCAGAAACGCCCCAACUAUAAGAACCUGGGAGAAGAGGAGGAAGAGGAGAGGCCGGGAGGAGGAGAGGAGGGCUUGGAGGACAGCGAGAGGGAGAGGGAGAAGGCUAAAGAGAUAGAGAUGGUGGUGAUGGACAAAGGGAAGUCCACGCUGACGGAACAGAAUAUCACUGACGAAGAGAAGACUGCUGCCGCUGCACGCACACAGAGGAAGAGACCGUUCCUAGACAUGGUGUACAGUGCUCUAGAUUGUAGUGAAGAUGAUUACCAUGCUCUGUUUGUUCUCUGUCUGCUGUACGCUGUUUCACACAGCAAAGGUAUCAACAGGGAGUUGUUAGAGAGGCUCCAGUUACCAGUCCCAGACCAGGAGAGGACCUGUUACAGCCAGGUGCUGGUGGAGAGGCUCAUACGGGUGAUGAACGUGGCCGCACAACCAGAUGGUAAGGUACGUCUGGCUACUCUGGAGCUGAGCUGUCUGCUGUUGAAGCGGUCCGUCCUCUCCUCUUCCUCCUCCUCUUCCUCCUCGCCUGCUCACUGCAUCAUCAAGGACGUUCACCUGGCCUGUCUAGAGGGAGCCAGAGAAGAGAGUCUGCAUCUCCUACGGCGUUUCUAUAAGGGGGAGGAGAUCUUCCUGGACAUGUUUGAAGAUGAGUACAGGAGCAUGACGACUAAGCCCCUGAAUGUGGAAUACCUCAUGAUGGAUGCCUCUGUUCUACUUCCGCCUACUGGUACUCCUCUGACUGGAAUAGACUUCGUUAAGAGACUGCCCUGUGGAGGAGUAGAGAAGACCAGACGGGCCAUCCGCGUGUUCUUCAUGCUGAGGUCGUUGUCUCUUCAGCUGCAGGGAGAACCAGAGACGCAGCUUCCUCUCACACGCUCUGAAGACCUCAUCAACACCGACGAUGUUCUGGACCUAAAUAACAGUGAUCUGAUAGCCUGUAUGGUGGUGAGUAAGGAAGGCGGUCAAGCCCAAAGGUUCCUGGCGGUGGAUGUUUACCAGAUGAGUCUGGUCGAACCUGAAACUAAACGGUUAGGCUGGGGAGUGGUCAAAUUCGCCGGUCUGUUACAGGACAUGCAGGUGUCUGGCGUAGAGGAUGACAGCAGAGCUUUGAAUAUUAUCAUCCACAAGCCCUCAUCCAACCCCCACGCCAAGCCCCUCCCCAUCCUGCAGGCUAACUUUAUAUUCGCCGACCACAUCCGCUGCAUCAUCGCUAAGCAACGCCUGGCCAAGGGCAGGAUACAGGCCAGACGCAUGAAGACACAGAGGAUAGCAGCGUUACUAGACCUUCCUGUCCAGCCCAGUUCGUCAGAGGUUCUGGGCUUCGGCCAGACAGGAAACACUUCUGCCGGCGGUCAACUUCCUUUCCGCUUCUACGACCAAUCACGUCGAGCGCCCAACGACCCCACCGCACAGAGAUCUAUGUUCGCCUCCGUUGACAAAGUCCCAGGGUUUGCGGUCGCCCACUGUGUAUCUCAGCACAGCCCGUCUCCCCUCUCCUCCCCUCCCCACCUUCCUCAGGCAGCGGCAGCACCGGACGAUGUGACUCUGUUACAGCCAGUACUAUAUCAGCUAACAGCCCUACAGAUGAGGAGACGUUCUUGGAGCACACUCCUCCUUCGUCCUCCGGCGGAGAGGGAGGAGGAGGAAGAGGAGGAGGAGAGUUAAUCGGGUCUUGUCCCCCUGUCCCGUCUGUCCCAACCCUGGCCCCCAGCCUCACCCCUGCCUCCCAGCCUAACAUCUCUCUACUGACGGACGACAACACAGACUCUCUGAGCGUAGAGUCACUGACCCUGCUACCGCCGGCUGACCCCCCGCACCUGCACACGCUCGGCUCACACACACACCUCGGCACUGGUACGGCUAUCAGAGAGGAGGAGGAGGAGGAGGAGGAGGGGCUAGAGAAGAGAGAAGGGAAGGACUCAAAAGGGGAAGUGGAAGGGUCGGCGAUGGAGGAAGAGGAGGAAGAGGAGGCGGAGACUGAAACAGAAACAACAAUUCAAGAGACAGCUGAAGCAGAGAUGGGAACGCCCACUGAGCAAGACACGCCCCUAGAGGCGGAGGGAGACACACCCCUUGAAGGGGAGGAGACUGGUCAGGACACACCCACUGGAGAGGAAGCAGAGAAAGACACACCUCCGAAAGAGGACACACCCACAGGAACAGCCUGAUUAAAGAGGACACACCCACAGGAACAGCCUGAUUAAAGAGGACACACCCACAGCCUGAUUAAAUAGGACACACCCACAGGAACAGCCUGAUUAAAUAGGACACACCCACAGGAACAGCCUGAUUAAAGAGGACACACCCACAGGAACAGCCUGAUUAAAGAGGACACACCCACAGGAACAGCCUGAUUAAAGAGGACACACCCACAGGAACAGCCUGAUUAAAUAGGACACACCCACAGGAACAGCCUGAUUAAAUAGGACACACCCACAGGAACAGCCUGAUUAAAGAGGACACACCCACAGGAACAGCCUGAUUAAAGAGGACACACCCACAGGAACAGCCUGAUUAAAGAGGACACACCUUGUCUCUGUCUCUGUCUCUCACACAGCAGUAGAGAGAGGAGAUCCCUGUCUCUGUCUCUCACACAGCAGUAGAGAGAGCAGCAGAGAGAGAGAGAGACAGAGAGAGCAGCAGAGAGAGCAGGAGAUGAGAGAGCAGCAACAGAGAGAACAGAGAGAGAGAGCAGCAGAGAGAGUAGCAGCAGAGAGCAGCAGUAGAGAGCAGAGAGAGAGCAGCAGUAGAGAGAGCAGCAGUAGAGAGCAGAGAGAGCAGCAGUAGAGAGCAGAGAGAGCAGCAGUAGAGAGAGACAGAGAGAGCAUCAGUAGAGAGCAGAGAGAGCAGCAGUAGAGAGAGACAGAGAGAGCAGCAGUAGAGAGAGACAGAGAGAGCAGCAGUAGAGAGAGACAGAGAGAGCAGCAGUAGAGAGAGACAGAGAGAGCAGCAGUAGAGAGAGACAGAGAGAGCAGCAGUGAGGUGUUCCUGUGAGCUCCAGUGGUUUCUGUUGUUGCUGCUUUAUAAAAGAGCUUUUAGACUCCUGUCAACAUUUCAUCGUUCUACUACACCUGGACAAAGACUCUUUCAUAAAGACAUGGACUAUGGAUGGACUACAACACACAACUCUGUGUGUGUGUGUCUGUGUGUGUCAGUGUGUGUGUGUGUGUGUGUGUGUGUGUGUGUGUGUGCGCACUUUGAAGGUUUUAAAAAGUCUCUAUUGUAUGUCUGUCAUUUAACAUUAUGGUGUGGGGUCACUGCCCUCACUUGACUCUCGAUCUGUCCUGUUCUCAACUAUCAGAGGGAUAAGUCAUGAUAGGAUUAGGUUACUAACCCCCCAGUCCUGUUCUCUACCAUCAGAGGGAUAAGUCAUGAUAGGAUUAGGUUACUAACCCCCCCCCAGUCCUGUUCUCUACCAUCAGAGGGAUAAGUCAUGAUAGGAUUAGGUUACUAACCCCCCAGUCCUGUUCUCUACCAUCAGAGGGAUAAGUCAUGAUAGGAUUAGGUUACUAACCCCCCAGUCCUGUUCUCUACCAUCAGAGGGAUAAGUCAUGAUAGGAUUAGGUUACUAACCCCCCCCAGUCCUGUUCUCUACCAUCAGAGGGAUAAGUCAUGAUAGGAUUAGGUUACUAACCCCCCAGUCCUGUUCUCUACCAUCAGAGGGAUAAGUCAUGAUAGGAUUAGGUUACUAACCCCCCCAGUCCUGUUCUCUACCAUCAGAGGGAUAAGUCAUGAUAGGAUUAGGUUACUAACCCCCCCCCCCCAGUCCUGUUCUCUACCAUCAGAGCGAUAAGUCUGAAUCAUUGGUUUGGUGGUAGUGUUUUCCGUGCUUCUGUGAGAGAGCACAGCAGUUCGGCUGAAAUGUAAUUCAGACAUUUCCCUUUAGGCACACAGAUCUAGGAUCAGCGUACAGUCUUCUGCUUUUAACCUGAACACUGUACAGAGGUCAACUCCAAACUGACCUCUGUGUCAAGGUGGCCCACUUCACCUGUCGUCCUCGGACCAGUCCAUCUACCGACCCUUUCUAACGGCAGGAAUCUAAAGAGCUAAUCGAUAGAGGGGGGGGGGGGGGUGUUCAUGAACAAAAUGUAAUCGAUAAUACAAAGAAAAACGGAUCAAUAAGUUGUGAGUGAUUCUGUUUAAUGACUGGAGCAAAGAUCACAUUCAAACGAUGUUGUCCUCCUCUCUCCAUCCCUCUCUCUCUCUCUCUCUCUCUCUCUCUCUCUCUCUCUCUCUCUCUCUCUCUCUCUCUCUCCUCCUCCCCGCCUCUCUUCUCCCUCUCUCUCUCUCUCUCUCUCUCCUCCUCCCCCUCCCUCUCUCUCUCUCUCUCUCUCUCUCUCUCUCUCCCCUGUCUCUCUCUCAGCCCCACAGUGUAAAUAUGCUCCCUGCUUAGUAAAGUCCAGCUCUAGUGUUUCAGUAUGUUUGUAUGCUCUGUAAAUGCUAUCAGCUUUUAAACCUGUAAUUAAUGCUAAAUUACCAACAAAGAAAUGUAUUAAACAUCUGCAAUAAAUUAAUCUCCUGACUUAAA